GUGCGCUGGAAGAUGGCCAGUCCCCCAGUGGCGUCCCCCGAGCCACCGCCCCCGGCGGGAUCCCUGACCCAGAGAAGAAGAUGAACUGUGGCACGCAGAACCUCGGCUCCGGGCCUCGGGCCCAGAAGCAGAAUGGCCUUUGGACCACAGAGGCUAAAAGAGACACAAAGCGCAUGUCUGCAAAAGAAGUCACCAUUAACGUGCCGGACAGCCUCCGACAGAUGGACAGAAGUAACAGAGUCACGAAGAACUGCGUCAACUAGCGGUGUCCUGACGUAGGAGCAGAGGGGCUUUGGGGGUCCCUUUUCGGUCCUGGAUGCCACCGAGGAAUCUUGGAAUGGCCGCCACCUGCGGGGCAGGGACACGGCUGGGCGCCUGGAACGAUGCCUCGACCCUCGGCCCCCGCCGCUCACAGACAGUGUGGAUGUACUGGACGGUCCUCGGGUGCCGAUGAGUGGCCGGGGUGCGGGUGGGUUCGCCCCUUUGCAGCCCCGUCCCAGGUCUGGGGUAGAUGGGGUGAGCCAAAGCUCCAGGUUGGUUUAUGAGCCAGAGGGGGCAGGGGUGCAUUUCCCUGCUGGGUGACAGUCGCACGCCGGUACCAGGCACCGCGUCCUAGGCACGCUCAUCCUUUUCCUUCUUUCUUUGUCACUCCUGCCAUCGCCGACCUUACAGGUUUCACUGAGAAGCUGGCUUCCCUCAGUUCUGGCCGAGAUGUUUAUGCGAACACAUGACCCAGGGGAAGUCCCUGUGUCUUAGCUCAGUGCAGGCGGUUAGAGCCCCACCAGUGCCCGCCCCUCAGUUCUGGCCGAGAUGUUUAUGCGAACACAUGACCCAGGGGAAGUCCCUGUGUCUUAGCUCAGUGCAGGCGGUUAGAGCCCCACCAGUGCCCGCCCCUCAGUUCUGGCCGAGAUGUUUAUGCGAACACAUGACCCAGGGGAAGUCCCUGUGUCUUAGCUCAGUGCAGGCGGUUAGAGCCCCACCAGUGCCCGCCCCGAGCGUCUGUGGGACUUCUCUGUGACAAGUCAUGUUGCCAUCUCCCUUGGCCCGGCAAGUGCUCGGUGCUGGUGUCUAAGCUCCAAGGCCGUUGGGGCCAGAGAUCCUGGCCGGGACACCCCUGGGCUCAGGCAGAGCUUUCCGCUGCCCUCUGCUCCUCCCGGGGUUUUCUUCCCUUGGGGUCCUUCGUAGUUGUGAUCAAAGACAGUGAGGACGCCGGCAGGAGGCAAGUCGCAGGAACGUGGGCAUCACAGGCCUCCCGGCUCUGCCCGCCGCCUGGCGCCGAGCCGUCUGCAGCCUGCGGAGCAGUGACUGAGAAAGCCAGCGCCUGCCCGGCGCUGCGAAUUCACAGACGUAGACCGGCUGGGCUGUGUUGGCCGACAGGCUGCUGACGGGUAGGUGACAUUUCGAUAGGAGUCGUUUUCCAGCACUUUUAAAAACCAUGUUCUGCCUGGCAUAUUUUCCUCCAAAUGAUGUAGCAUGCUUUCUAAAGGACUGUUAACACGCCUGGGACCAGGCAGGCGGGCUUACGUCCGUGCUGGCAGAGACGGGCCGCCUCGCUGGGCUCUGUGGCGUGGGCUGGGGACUCGACAGAGGCUGCGGUUCAGACGCUGGGCCCUCUCCGCCCUCCCUCCUCCCCCGCAGGUACCGCAGUGUUCCUUCUUCUGGCCUGGGCCGGUGGCGUAGACUUAAACAAAACGCCCGCCGGCCACAGACACCGUGCAGAUAGUCGCCUGUGUGCACCCAACGCAGGGAGCAGCGAGGGACGGGAGUGACCACACCCCAGGGCCGGGUGCUGGGCGGCGCUCUGUGCGGCCUCCCCUGUUCCCCCUCCCCUGUUCCCGCAGCUGUGUGUGUCAAGCCACAGGUCGAGGUGACCGGCUGAUCGCUGUACCACCCUUACUGUGCACAAACCCGCUUUCCUAACCUCCCACACUCCGAUUCCCUGCGAAAGGGCUGAUAGGGAACUUCCCGUUCUCAGCGUUUUUAAAUAAAAGCCAACCUUGCCACCCCGGUGCCUUGGCGUACUCAG
Chinchilla lanigera (long-tailed chinchilla) is the source of this 2026-nucleotide messenger RNA. RefSeq names its product brain and acute leukemia, cytoplasmic (gene Baalc). Lineage: Eukaryota; Metazoa; Chordata; Mammalia; Rodentia; Chinchillidae. The record is from RefSeq and is a predicted model, not a curated record. Gene Ontology annotation, cellular component: cytoplasm.